This is a messenger RNA of Onthophagus taurus, 1353 nucleotides long. RefSeq lists its product as uncharacterized. The record is from RefSeq and is a predicted model, not a curated record. Lineage: Eukaryota; Metazoa; Arthropoda; Insecta; Coleoptera; Scarabaeidae.
CGCGAAAUGAUAACCAGCAGUGUUGUUCGUGCGUCUGAAGAACGCAACUUUAAGCCCCGACUGAGGGGGAAACGAAAGUUUGAAAGAUGAAGUGCCUCACACUCUUGAUAAUUUUAGGGUGUUUAUUCGUUGUCAGCGAAUCAAAUCCAGUAAGUGUCUCACGUGUGAAAAGAUCUCAUUCAGAACCCGAAGGAUAUUGGAGCAAAAAGUUAACAUGGAAAGCGAUUUGGGUUAAAGUUUGGAAAACAGAUAAAAAAUUGAUUUGGAAACCCGACUGGAAAAAGAUCCAAAUCCCGAUUUGGAAAGAAAUCCAAGUCCCGAUAUGGAAAGAAAUCCAAGUCCCCGAUUGGAAAGUGAUAAACAAACCAAUUUGGAAAGAAACCCAAGUCCCCGCGUGGAAAGAAAUCCAAGUCCCCGACUGGAAAGAAGUCCAAGUCCCAGCUUGGAAAGAAAUCCAAGUCCCCGACUGGAAAGAAAUCCAAGUCCCCGAUUGGAAAGAAAUCCAAGUCCCCGACUGGAAAGAAAUCCAAGUCCCAGCGUGGAAAAAAAUUUGGAAACCAAUUUGGAAAGAAAUUCAAGUACCCGCAUGGAAAGAAAUCCAAGUUCCCGAUUGGAAAAAGAUUUGGGUACCCGACUGGGUGAAAAUGGGAAUACCUGGAGAGCAUUACUUAGGAAAAGAUCAUCACGGCAACGAAUACACGGCACACGAUGUAUGGAAAAAGAAAUUAAUCUGGAAACCUGUUUGGAAAAAAAUCUGGAGAACCGAAAAGAAACAGAUUUGGGUCCCGCAAAAAAAGAUGGAAUGGAAAGAAGCGUGGGUUCAAGUUUGGAAAACCGAAAAGAAACAAAUUUGGAGAACGGAAAAGAAACAAAUUUGGAGAACCGAAAAGAAACAAAUUUGGAGAACCGAAAAGAAACAAAUAUGGAUUACCAAAAAAGAACAAAUAUGGAGAACAGAAAAGAAACAAAUAUGGAUUCCCAAGAAAGAAUUAAUAUGGAAACAAGAAAAAGUACAGAUAUGGAGAACUGAAAAGAAACAAGCUUGGGUUACCGAGAAAAAACAAUUUUGGAAAGAUGAAUGGAAACAAAUUUGGGUACCCGUUUGGAAAGAAAUUCAAGUACCUGCGUGGAAGAAAGUCUGGAAACCGAUUUGGGAGAAAGUUUGGGUUAAAGUCCAUGUACACCACGGUUGGGACUGAUGAAGUAUCUGUACGUCAUCGUUUCUGUAAAUAGCCUCUUUCUAGUACAAAUACUCUUGUAUAUAAAAACAGGUUCUAGAUAUUUCUUUGUUGACCAACCUUCUAUAUUUUGUUAUUAUAUUUUUAAAUAAAUUACUAAAAUAAGUAAUUAUAA